Molecule: messenger RNA, 657 nt
Organism: Phoenix dactylifera (date palm)
Lineage: Eukaryota; Viridiplantae; Streptophyta; Magnoliopsida; Arecales; Arecaceae
Source: RefSeq, a predicted model, not a curated record
AUGAGGAUGGGAUCACUAUGCGAGGUAUGCUUGGAUGCUGAGGAGACCAUUGGCCACGUACUCCUCCGAUGCCCUAUAGCUGUGCAGUGCUGGAGAUUGGCCUCGACGCUGCUCCCUCCUAUGUGGCAGUCGGUGGAGGAUAUGCUCCGGUAUCCGCGAGAGGCUACUCGGAGGCCGAGGGAUGCUGAGACAGGAUCCAUUGUGGCUUACCUAGCCUAUCACAUAUGGCUGGCUAGGAAUGACCGUCUCUUCGAGGGCGGGCGGUUGUCCCCACGGGCUGUGAUGGAGAGAGCACUGCGGCAGGCAGCGGAGACAGCUAUGUUGGCCAUGUCGGCUCCACCUGGGAGGACUAGGGAUAUCUGGGGUACUUGCACUGCUGGUUCAGCGUCCAGGUUUAGUUUCUUCUCUUGGGUAACCCCACCCCCUGGCUAUCUUAAGGUGAACUUCGACGGUGGUAUGGCGGAGGAUGGCGCAUCUGGGGGCGUGGGUUUCGUGAUCAGGGACCACCGGGGUACAUUUAUCGCUGCUGGAGGACGGAGUAUUUUGGCUGUUCGGUGGUGGGAGCAGAGUUGCAGGCUGCUUGGGAGGGCGUUUUGUUUGCGAGACGUGUUCUGGGGGCCGACAGACUUGUUCUCGAGGGUGAUUGCUCUACAGUGA